AAAAAAUUGAAAAGUUAUAGAAAAUCUGGAUAUGAUCAGAUGAAAUUUGCUGCUAAUGAGAUUGCAAAGAAUCUUGAAUGGAGAUCAGAAUUUCCUGCCGAAACUGAAGUUAGAGCCAGGAGGAAAAGUCGUCAAUUUGACUUUAGGAAGAAAUUGUCGAUGAAACCGUAACAGAGGUGAAUACAUUUAAAAUAAACGUUUUCAAUUAUAUUUUG
Lymnaea stagnalis (great pond snail) is the source of this 215-nucleotide messenger RNA. Lineage: Eukaryota; Metazoa; Mollusca; Gastropoda; Lymnaeidae. The record is from the annotation of a GenBank genome assembly.